Messenger RNA from Oncorhynchus tshawytscha (Chinook salmon), 6487 nucleotides. Its product is annotated as CUGBP Elav-like family member 4. Gene Ontology annotation, cellular component: nucleus; ribonucleoprotein complex; cytoplasm. Bases 277 to 1803 code for a protein of 508 amino acids. The transcript has 13 exons. Gene Ontology annotation, biological process: mRNA splice site recognition; regulation of alternative mRNA splicing, via spliceosome. The record is from RefSeq and is a predicted model, not a curated record. Gene Ontology annotation, molecular function: mRNA binding. Lineage: Eukaryota; Metazoa; Chordata; Actinopteri; Salmoniformes; Salmonidae.
GGCAGCUGACACAGGGAGAAAGAAACAGAUUGAGAACGGGUUAGAGGAAUGAAAAUACAUCAAACAUAAAUAAAGCGAAAUCAAAGCAAUAGGAUAGAUUGAGAGAAAGGAGAAAGAAGAAGAGAGAAACUGUGUAAAAAGGGAGAGGGACAGGGAGAGAGAAAGAAGAUACAAAUAAAGUAGGGGGAGUUUGCAGUUGACUUGAGAGAGAGGGAAAGGGAGAAAGGGAGAGAGAGAGAGCGAGAGAGAGACCAGCCGCCGGCCCAUUUAGGAAAGAUGGCUACAGUCACUGCUAACGGAGUGCAGCAAGAGAAUGGAUUCAGCACCACGAACAGCGCCGGCAGGAUGAACGGACUCAUGAUCGGUCAGAACACCAUUCCAAUGAAGGACCACGACGCCAUCAAGCUGUUUAUCGGACAGAUUCCCAGAAACCUGGAGGAGAAAGAUCUGAAGCCCCUUUUUGAGGAAUUCGGAAAGAUAUACGAACUCACUGUGCUGAAAGACAGGUUUACUGGAAUGCAUAAAGGAUGUGCCUUUUUAACAUACUGCGCCAGAGAGUCAGCACUGAAGGCCCAGAGCGCCCUCCAUGAACAGAAGACUCUGCCAGGGAUGAACCGUCCCAUCCAGGUGAAGCCAGCCGACAGCGAAGGACGAGGAGAAGACAGGAAGCUGUUUGUGGGGAUGCUUGGGAAGCAGCAGAGCGAGGAGGACGUCCGGCGGCUCUUUGAGACCUUCGGCCAGAUCGAGGAGUGCACCGUCCUGAGAGGGCCUGAUGGGGCCAGUAAGGGCUGUGCCUUUGUCAAGUUCUCCAGCCACGCAGAAGCACAGGCGGCCAUCAACAGCCUGCACGGCGGACAGACCAUGCCAUGUGGGUAUCCCCAGGGGGCGUCCUCCAGCCUGGUGGUGAAGUUUGCCGACACGGACAAGGAGCGGACCCUGCGUAGGAUGCAUCAGAUGGCGGGCCAGCUCGGCAUCUUCAGCCCCAUGACCAUCCAGUUUGGGGCCUAUGGCGCCUACUCUCACGCUGUAAGUCUCGGCUCCACGGGGGAGGAGACGCAGAUGAUGCAACAGCAAGCAGCGCUAAUGGCGGCGACCCAGAACUCGUAUCUGAACCCCAUGGCAGCCAUCGCUGCGGCACAAAUGCAGCAAAUGGCAGCUUUCAACGUCAACGGUCUGGUGGCUGCCCCAAUGACACCCUCCUCAGGCACCAGCACGCCACCAGGUAUCAAUGCCACGGCCUUGCCCAGCCUAGCAGCGCCCAUGGGGGUCAACGGGUUCGCAUCCCUCCCGCCCCAGACCAACGGUCAGCCUAACAACGAGCCAAUCUACACCAAUGGGAUCCACCCCUACCCAGGUGAGACAGCCAAUGGGAUUCACCUCUACUCAGCACAGAGUCCUACAGUGACUGACCCUCUCCAGCAGGCUUACGCCGGUGUGCAGCACUACGCAGCAGCCUACCCUGCCGCAUACGCACCAAUCAGUCAAGCGUUCCCCCAGCAACCCACCAUCAUCCCCCAGCAACAGAGAGAAGGGCCGGAAGGCUGCAACCUGUUUAUUUACCAUCUGCCCCAGGAGUUUGGAGACGCAGAAUUAAUGCAAAUGUUCCUGCCUUUCGGCAACGUCAUCUCCGCCAAAGUCUUUGUGGACCGGGCGACCAAUCAAAGCAAGUGUUUUGGCUUUGUGAGCUUCGAUAACCCGUCCAGUGCCCAGGCGGCUAUCCAGGCCAUGAAUGGUUUUCAGAUAGGCAUGAAGCGGCUGAAGGUGCAGCUGAAGCGGCCAAAGGAUGCCAACCGACCUUACUGACCCCUUUGCCGUCCACAUCCAGGAUGAAGGGCCACAACACCUUAUUUCCACAAGUGCAGUAUAAAGUACAAAGACUUCUUGCUCUGCUACAUAUCAUGAAAGAAGGGUGGUCCCUUGAUUCUGCUGGAAGAAUAGCUGGAGAAGAUUGGGUGACUGAGGAGGAGAAAGAACCCGGAGAUUCUUGUUUGUUUUUUUAGCAAAUGCCUCUUUUUUUCCCUGUUUUGCUUUGGCGUCUGUGGAAGAGGAUUUUUUGCAGAGACCAACUUUUUGCUGCUGUUUUUUAGAGAAGAUGGAAAACCUUUAUAGACACAUUAUGCUCAAAGCAUGCAAACUGACACCACACACACACACACACACACACACACACACACACACACACACACACACACACACACACACACACACACACACACACACACACACACACACACACCAGCCUGCUGCCAUUUUGGUUUUCGUGCCUACACAGGUGAUGUGCUCUGUGACAGGGCGAGCUCUGAGGAAAGAAGAAGAGAAAGGGAGAAUCCAGGAGAAUUUACAUGCAUCAUUCCUUAGGAAAUAGGGACCAAAGGACUUAACGCUUUUUAAAAGAAUAUAAAUAUAUACAUAUAUAUAUAUAUAUAUAUAUAUUUAAAAACCUCUUACCUUGUAGCUGCAAGUAUUACAAUUUAAUAGUAGUCAAAAUAAAUCAUUAAAUCAAUAUCCAGUGGCCUAAGUAAGAAUAAAAAGAUAAAGGAAAUAAUGUAUACAUUGAAAAAAAGACAAGGAAACGUAGUAAAGGGGCUGAUUAUUAUGUUCUGGUUGCUGUUUUGCCCCCAGUUAGUAGAUUAGAAAAUGUAGAAUACUAGAAAAGUAGAUUUGCUCUUUUUUGCUGUUGUUUUUUUUUUAAAGAAAAAAAUACUUGAACUUGUAAAGUAGGGGAGGGAUGAAAAAGAUACAAUUAUUCAUUUUGUCCGUCCCAGUGGGCUUUGGGGCAUUGGGGUCUCUCUCUUGGAUGUUACGGUCGGGCCGCUGGACAUGUCCCUCAUCAUGGUGUGCAACUCACUCACAGCACUAUCUGACAGCUAUAAAGGAACUGUUUUUGAGAAGAGGGGGAAGAAGAAGAGAAAAGACAGAUGGACCUUCCUAGUGUCUGUGCUGGACAGGGUGCACAAAUGAGAGGCUUAUUUCCCACAAGCCUUUGUGUUCAAGCGACAAUCCACUGUAAAAACCAAGCAAAUCGGACAUGGUGUGUUCUUUUCUUUUGAGCUUUUUUAUUACACAGGGAGUGUGCUAUUAUAAAACGUAUUAAAGAAAUGCUUAAAGAGAAGCUUCUGCAAACGAGAUGGACUAAUGGACAAAAAUUAAGGCAAGCAGAGAAGAAAAUGAUUGAGUUGAUAGCUACUGAAACUGCCAAAAGAGUGGACUCAACUGUAUAACAAUGAAUUGGCUCUCAUGGUGUUUGAGUAAAAUUUAAAAAAAUAGACCCAUUAAAAAUAACCACUUUAUAGGCAAGAGGGAGAACGAGAGAGAGAGAGAGAGAGAGAGAGAGAGAGGCCAGAGAUAUUUAUGUCCGCUGAAGCCGUUCUAAAGCUCUGGUGAGAUUGAGAAACAUCGCCUCACCCCCACGGCUGCAGAACAGAUACAAGCAGAACUUGCUCUGAAAAACACACAAGAUUUAUGGAUGGCCAAACAGUGGAAGCUUUUAGAGCUCAUUUAGCUGUGUCGUAUAUAAUGUACAUGCCACUGUUAACAUGUCCCCUCCCUGACCUGCUUUUUUUUCAAAUAUUAUAUAAUGAGCCUGUGGAAAAACCUACCUAUCCGUCUCAACCUAACCUAACACAGUCUGAAUUACAGCCAUACAACCGCCAUCGUUCAGCUCCUCCCUGCCAAUCCAUGCCUAGCAGAUCACAACUCUGAACUCUUAACUUGUCAGGCUUUUAGUUAGUGUCUAUGAGCCCUUUAUUUUGUGGUGGAUGCAGCUGGCCCCGCUAUAUGAAAACCAGAUCGAUAUGUUUGCGUUGAGUCUCGAGGAAGGAUAAGAUUGCAAGUCAUUCACUGUCCACACUUCCUCAAGUUCUCUCAGUAGAACACCAGCUUUCCCCCAGCUCUCCCCCUCCCUCCCAACUCCCUGAGAGCUGACUGAAGGCAUACAGAGGGGGAGGCAGAGCUGGACAGGGAAGAGAAGGCGAGAGGAGAGUGGGAGAAGUCAACAGCCAAACCCUGAUCUCUGAGUCCUACUCCACACCAACAUGUCCAACCUUGUCUUUUCUUAUCCUUCAAAGUGAUGCUCCUUGGAAUUAUCCCCCGGGGGACCAAAUCCAUGCAAUCAAAAGCCACAACCCCCCCCACUCAACACCACCACCUUGCCAAACAUCAUGUAUCUGUGCUGCCUAGCUCUUUGGGAAUGGGAUUGAAGGGUUGAUAAGGAAUCACUUGGCAUGUAUUAGGUACCUGCUGCCUUCUGUCCAGUCUGUCUCUGUUUACCUCUGGGACUUGCUCUCCAAAGCAGAGCGGACGCAUUCCAAGUCACUGACUGAAAGCCCUGCCUGCCUGCAUCACACAAGACACAUUUACAGUACAAUGACUUUCAUUGUCUUUCUCCCAGCUGCUUAAAGACAAUACCAUGCCACUCAUUUCUGUGAGCGAAAAGGUCUUGGAUUUGUCUUGAUUUGUAUCCUUGCUUUCACCAUACCACACUACUGUAAUGAAUGUUAGCUUCUGACUUUGUGUUUGUGUUCCUCUGCUAUAAAUAGACACUGUUCUGUUCCAUCAUGCCUUCCAGAACCCCAACCUAGCUGUUCAUAGCCUGGUUCAACCAGACUGAACUCUGCACUCAAAAAUGGUGGGUUCAGUCUGGUUUUACCAGGCUAUGCUGUUCAGCUGUUCCCCUGGAACAAUGUUUCAAACCAACUUGCAGUUCAGUGUUUGGCUUCAAUAGCCUUCAAUUAUCUCUUCCUCCGUAUUAGACAUGCUAUUUCACCUUUCCCUCUAAUCACGUUGUAAUAGUGAGGCUCUAUACAUUAACACCAACCAAGUGAAAAGUCAUCUGCAUAAUCACCUGGACCAAAUGACAGUGGGGAUGGUCCCUUGAAUGCUCUGUGAUGACAGAAGGUAGAUUAGAGAGAAUUAUGUUUGUAGCGGCUCCCUGGCAAGGAUGCCGACAGCUGACCUGGCACCGAUAUCACCGCAUCCGUAUUUAUGAUGGAGAUGGGAUCCAGGAAGAUGGAUAAAACCCAGCCAUAUCAUAGCUACUCUGGGUAUUAAUGUUGGAUAUUUGAUUGGCGUGGGUAUAGAUUAUGUUGAAAAUAAGGCAAAAUAGACUAGGUUUGAAAUAUUUCUCCAGGCAUAAAAGCUACUGAACAAUAGCAGGUUGAAAUGGGUAGCAGACAACCAACUAGUCCGUUGAAAAACCCUCAGUUCCUCCGUUGCAGCUGCCUGCCAGGUGGCCCAUGUUAUUGUACAUCAGCUUUCAGCACAUAAUUGUGUCUCAACAAUCGCCUCAGAAGCCGCCAUUGUCCACAAAACAACCCGCUCUAAAAUUUUUGCAUUUUUCACGGCAGUAUUACAGUCGGGACACCUGCAAAGCACAGAAUAUUGUUCAGAACUGGAGGAACAAUAUUGGUGAAGCACAGUAGUUAUUUUGAAUCAAAAUGAUGCCCGUUGAAAAAAACAGUGCCAGCUUUGGUCGUGUGUUGUCUCAGCUUGCCUUCAAAAACACAGUAAAAACACUCAGCCUUUAGUUGUUAUGAAGUCAGCAAAACAUGUAGGAACUAGGAAGCAACAAGAGUUAAUGUGAAGUAGGUCAAUAUGAAUGCAUGUUCUUCACAGCAGCCCUUUUGUGCUCAUUAUUUACGUAAUGCUGAAUUAAUCAAUAGGAAACCUAAUGUUCCGUGAGCGAUGAAAUCUCCUAUGCUUGUCUCUCUGCCGCUUCAAAAGCACCUCCUGCAAGACUAGUCCCAUUAGCCUCCCCACGAGCCCUCUGAUGGCUCCUACACCAGUUAAAUGCUGCACACCCCUACAGUCAACUUAGAGCAAGGUUAGGUUCAGCCUAGGUCCAAUCCCCUGCCCAGUCUUAUAUUCCCUGCUUGGCUAACGUGCUACACUCGUAUAGCCUUUCUGCUGCACCAGGGAGCUGCAGAAACGUGCUUGGGAAGGCUAGAUUAGACCAUGUUAAAUCAGGGAGCUGUUAGAACCAGGGUCCUCUUAUUGCUCUUCCACACAGGGGAGGAAGGUUAUUAGUGUGACAUGCAGUGAAAACAGAAAUAGCUGUAGUGAAGCCAGGCUCUGGAAGAAAGAAAAUGAGAAGUGGGUUUUAAUUCCUUCUCUUACUGACUCCAGAAGUCUGCCAGCUCAGCCCAUCUCAGCCCAUCUCAGCCCAUCUCAGCCCAUCUCAGCCCAGCUCAGCCCAUCUCAGCCCAUCUCAGCCCAUCUCAGCCCAGCUCAGCCCAUCUCAGCCCAUCUUAGCCCAGCUCUGGCCCUGUCUGGCCUUUAGUCAAGAAUGUUAACUUAGGAGUGACUCGCCUUACGCAGGACUGAAAGCCACCCACUCAUGUUAAGAUGAGAAUAUUUAGAUUGACAUUAUAGGUUAUUGCUAUUGUUAGUUCGACUCACUUUAUGAGUCUGUUUGGAAAUACAGUAACAGUCAAAAGUUCGGACACACCUUUCUUUAUUUUUACUAUAUGUGUUAAUUCAUAGUUUAUAU